UGCCAGUCCGCCUUAUACCCACUGUCAUUUUUAGUAAUUCCUUGAAAAGAUAAGUUGGCAUUCCGAUAGCUGUCUUUUAUUUGUGAGCUCCGAAAUCCACGACUACCAUGGCCGACAAAGCUGCUGCUGAGAAACCCGUUGGGCGCCCCAUGCGCUAUCCAUACACCUUCUCGGCGAAGAUAGCCCAGUUCCCCAUCAAGCACUACAUUAAGAAUCAGUGGAUUUGGCGAUACUACUUCAUCGCGGCUGUCGCCUGCGUGCCCGUUUUCUACAAGAUCAGCAAAUUGGCCAACUCGCCCGAAAACAAGAAGGCAUGGGCUGAGUCCCAGGCCAAGGAGCAUGCCGAACACCACUAAAGGGCCAGUAAAUUAGUCAUAAUUGUUGCUUCAACAUUUCAGAGCUGUUUGUGUUGGAUUUAACGUGAAAUCGGCGAAUAAAUGAUUUGAAACAAG
Drosophila eugracilis is the source of this 452-nucleotide messenger RNA. RefSeq lists its product as uncharacterized. The record is from RefSeq and is a predicted model, not a curated record. Lineage: Eukaryota; Metazoa; Arthropoda; Insecta; Diptera; Drosophilidae. The transcript is spliced from 3 exons. The coding region runs from base 108 to 356 and encodes 82 amino acids.